This is a messenger RNA of Porites evermanni, 387 nucleotides long. Lineage: Eukaryota; Metazoa; Cnidaria; Anthozoa; Scleractinia; Poritidae. The record is from the annotation of a GenBank genome assembly.
AUGGCGUUUGCCUACAUCUCGUUAGAAAAAGCUCUAGUCCUUGAAGCUUAUGAAGAAGACAUUUUAGAUGAAAAAGAAACUCUGCUGGCGUUUGAAUUGCUGGAUAAAUCAAAAGACCCAAUAUUGCACAGAAACUACGCCACAUUUGAUUUAAACGAAUUUGACGAAACUGAGUGCGAAGAAAUGUUUAGAUUCUCGAAGGAGGAUAUACCUCGACUUGCAGAAGCCCUCAGAUUGCCAAAUAAAUUCACAGGCUAUCAUGGUACAACAUGUGACAGUAUUGAAGGAUUGUGUUUGCUUUUACGCCGCCUGGCUUAUCCCUGUCACUAUGCAGACCUAAUUACUCUGUUUGGCCGUGCAAAACAAGAUCCAUCAUUAGCAACCUAA